This is a messenger RNA of Quercus robur (English oak), 1848 nucleotides long. Its product is annotated as mannan endo-1,4-beta-mannosidase 7. Bases 206 to 1507 code for a protein of 433 amino acids. Lineage: Eukaryota; Viridiplantae; Streptophyta; Magnoliopsida; Fagales; Fagaceae. The record is from RefSeq and is a predicted model, not a curated record. Gene Ontology annotation, molecular function: hydrolase activity, hydrolyzing O-glycosyl compounds. The transcript is spliced from 5 exons.
UACAACUAGGUGAACUCACACACAAGUAAAAAAAUUUGUGCUAUUUACCUAAGCUUUUUUCACCUCACAGAGGUAUCUCUGUCGGUUUCUCUGCCUUGAGAGUUACUGUUGUGUUUUUUCCUAUAGACAACUGCUAUAAACAUGCCUUGCUUCUAUGCUCAGUUUAUGAACACCAGCUAAAUUUCCUUCAUAGUGAGAAAGAAAGAUGAAGCAUCUAGCUUUUGCUAUUCUAUUGUCCAUUUUGAUCCACCAGCAGUGCUUUCACAUUCAUGUUGAAGCAGGAGAUGGUUUCAUCAGAACCAGAGGAGUGCAUUUUCUGCUGAAUGGAAACCCUUACUAUGCCAAUGGCUUUAAUGCUUACUGGUUGAUGUAUAUGGCUUCUGACCCAUCUCAAAGAUCCAAAGUUUCUGCUGUCUUUAGUGAAGCCUCAAGGCAUGGUCUAACUGUGGCUAGAACUUGGGCUUUCAAUGAUGGUGGUUACAGAGCUCUACAGUACUCUCCUGGCUCCUACAAUGAGCAAGCGUUUAAGGGCUUGGAUUUUGUUAUAGCUGAGGCCAGGAGGUAUGGAAUCAAGCUCAUACUGAGCUUGGCUAACAACUAUGACAGCUUUGGAGGUAAGAAACAGUAUGUGAAUUGGGCUAGAAAUCAGGGACAGUACCUGACCUCUGAUGAUGACUUCUUUAGGAAUCCUGUUGUUAAGGGUUACUACAAGAACCAUAUUAAGACUGUUCUAAACAGGUAUAACAGCUUUACUGGAAUUCAUUACAAAGAUGACCCAACAAUAAUGGCCUGGGAGCUUAUCAACGAGCCUAGGUGCACAUCAGAUCCUUCAGGGAGGACCAUUCAGGCUUGGAUAAUGGAAAUGGCUUCCCAUGUAAAGUCCAUAGACAGAAAUCACUUGCUGGAAGCUGGUUUAGAAGGAUUUUAUGGGCAAUCGACGCCUCAGAGGAAGGGACUCAAUCCAAGUCUUGAAAUAGGAACAGAUUUCAUUGCAAAUAACCGGAUCCCUGGCAUAGAUUUUGCAACAGUCCACACAUAUCCUGAUCAAUGGUUGUCCAGCUCAAAUGAACAAUACCAGCUUUCUUUCUUGAACAAUUGGCUAAAUGCUCACAUCCAAGAUGCACAGUACAUUCUUCGUAAACCAAUCCUUCUUACUGAAUUUGGGAAAUCCACAAAAGACCCUGGUUUCAGCACCCACCAAAGAGACCUCUUGUUCAAUACCGUGUACUACAAGAUAUACUCAUCAGCUAAAAGAGGAGGUGCAGCUGCUGGAGGCCUGUUCUGGCAACUUCUAACUGAAGGCAUGGACUCAUUCCGUGAUGGGUAUGAGAUAGUUCUGAGCCAAAGCCCCUCAACUGCAAAUGUUAUUGCCCAACAGUCUCACAAGCUUAAUCAGAUUAGGAAGAUUUUUGCAAGAAUGAGAAAUAUGGAGAGGUGGAAGAGGGCAAGGGCUAUCAGAAGGGCUCAAUGGUUGGCUAGAAACGGAGGCAAGCAGAUUGGAAACUAGGAUAUGCAUAGCUUGCAUGAAAUCUAAGUUUGUGGACAUGUUCAACGUCAAAGUAAACCUAUUUGAUGGUGUAGUUGUGACUUGUGUGGUUUCCAAAACUGGUUACUCUCUUAGAGAUGAAUAAUUUUCGUCCAGGAGGGUAGCUUUUAGUACUAGGUAAUGUAACUUUUCUAUAAUUUUGUAGUUUGAGUAGCUCAAGGAGCUUUAUGUUUGUAACAAUCUGGAGACUUAUGGUACUUGCUUAUUUUCAUUGAGAGAUGAAAACAAGACUAUACAAAAAUGAAUUGUAAAAUCCUAUCUAUAUUACAAUGGAAUACAAAAUUCUAUGCUAAGUUGAAUAA